ACGACAGAGAGCAGGAGCCACAGAAGAAGAAGAAGAAGAAGAAGAAGCGCGCACACACGGGAAAGACAAGAAACAGGAAGAAGAGGAGGAGGAGGAGGAGGAGGAGGAAGAGCGCUGGAUGUAGCUGUUGUUUUGCGGGCAACUUUCUGGAUCCCGGCUCUCAUGGUGAGCGGAGGACGCAGAGGAUGGGAGUAACCUGGUCCUCCAGAUGCCUCGCACUCUUUCUGGCUCUACACAUAGUCUCUGUGUUGCAGACGGUGCUGGUCAGCGCUGGUCAAUGUGACUCUGUGUUUAAAGGUUUCUCAGACUGUCUGCUUCAGUUGGGGGAGAACAUGGCCAACUAUCCCCAGGACCUGGACGACAGGGAGAACCUGCACAAGAUCUGCAGUUACUGGGAUAACUUCCACUCCUGUGCCACGACGGCGCUGGCGGACUGCCAGGAGGGAGCGACGGACCUCUGGGAGAAACUGAAAAAGGAGUCCCGCAACCUGGAUUUCCGUGGGAGUUUGUUUGAACUCUGUGGCGGCGGCAACGCAGCCCCCAGAUCGGCUGACGCCAGGGGCCUCGCCUUGGUCCUAACCACACUGCCCACCAUACUGACUUGGCUGGCAUUUUAACAGAAACAAGGGAAAACAUAAAAAAAACACAAAGUGAAAACAAGAAAAAAAGGAAAAACACAAAUGAAAAUAGAAAAUAGAAAACGAGAGUGAUAGCUGCUCUUCGAUACUGAAAAAACAACUUCAAAAAGGACCGAGUUUGAAUUCAUCACCAGAAAACUACACCCAAAAUGGAUUUUUACUACAUCACUGUACGGCGGCCUGGUUUUGCCUUCCUGGGACAUCUGCAGGCCGUCCUCCUGGAGCGCUCAUCCAAUCACACGCUGACCUGACCCGCAGGUCGAUACCAUGAAAUAUUCAACACGCAGCUGAAACGAUGACAGUGAUGAAAAUUUGAUGGAUCCUUGCCCGCUUACAAUCGUGGCAUUACACAGUAUUAAAGUCAACCAUGAAUUAUUGAUGUUUAGUAGGCUAGGCCUAGACAGCACUAUGUGCCUGCUGGGUGCUGACACAGUAUCAGGCUAUAUAUUAGGGUUCCCAUAUAGCCUAUGGUGCAUAUUCACGUGUAACGCGAGGCCGAGCUUAACGCCACAAAAUCAAUAAGACAAGCCGAGGCCUAGAGCCCAUUUCAGACCAGUCGCCUCAUUUCAAUCACGGACUGUUUUUCCUUUUUUUAUUGCGCCAAGUCGACUGAGGUGAGCCCGGUAGGUUUGACGGACUGAAUGCUCGAUGGUGACGUAGUAUUUGUAUUCUUAUCGGCUGUUUGUUGUGCUCAGGCCACGGUCACACCAGCUUUUAUCACAGCGAGUUGCACCAAGUUGAAUUCAUUGUUGGCGAAGUCAGUUUUGCACAAUGCCCUCCUUUGCAGGUGAACCUUGGUGAACGUUGACAAAAACCAAAACUACAAUGACAGUAUUGACCUUUGACCCAUGCAGCAUGGCUUGCAGUCAAUCGUGUGCCAGCGGUAGAUGUAUUCUUAAAGUUAUAGUAUUUUACUUUUGGUUGUUUAACUGGCUAGCUUGCUACCCGGCUAGCUAGCUACCACUUAUAAAAUCCUCGCCGCGUGAAGAAAUCUCGCUCUGCCAGUUUCUGGUGUGACCGUAGCCUUAUUUUUCCCCACCAAGCUCUGAGGUGCAGGGGUGUAGUUAAGAGUGUAACGCACAGUUUAGACUGAUGUUAAAUUUCAUGAUAUCAGUUCAGACAGUCUUAAAACAUUUCAGGAAAUGAGCACAAACUCUGAAAUGCUGAUUAUUGCUGUUGACGGAAAGGAAUAUGGAAUAACAGCAAGGACGUGGACAUGACAGUUUUCAAUUUUUGCUCCCAUGAGUUGUUUCCACGUCAGCCAAAAAGGUUUAAUUGAUUUAAAAGCAACCUUAAUCCAGCCUGCUUGGUCGACAUAUUUAUGGAUCCACUGCUGCUAAUUGGAGUUAAAUCUCACCCCAAAUCGGCACCCAAGAACCAAGUCAGAUCUGGCAUUAUCACUAAAAUGCAAUCCGCUUGACUCUACGUGGGUAUCUGUGUAGCGGUUAAAAUAGAUUGGUUCAGGUUAGCCAAAAAUUCAGUUUAGCUGCUAGAACAGGAUUGAUGAAGGCUAGCUAACAGAUCCAUUUAGCAGCCAAACCAGAUUAGGUCAGGCUAGUUAUCAGUCUGAUUUAGUUAACCUGACCUAAUCUGGUUUUCACUGUUUACAGUUUAGAGGCUGAAACAGACGACGUUUGGGUUAGCAGCAAACUGGGAUUGUGUCAGGUUAGCUAACCACUUGGUUUAGCAGCUAAACCAGAUUAGGUCAGGUUAGCUAACAGUUUAGAGGCUAAAACAGACAAUGUUUGGGGUUAGUAGCUAAAUGGGUCAGGUUAGCUAGCCAUUUGGUCUUGCAGCUAAACCAGAUUAGGUCAGGUUAGCUAACAGUUUAGAGGCUAAAACAGACAAUGUUUGGGGUUAGUAGCUAAAUGGGUCAGGUUAGCUAACAGUUUAGAGGCUAAAACAGACAAUGUUUGGGGUUAGUAGCUAAAUGGGUCAGGUUAGCUAACAGUUUAGAGGCUAAAACAAACAAUGUUUGGGGUUAGUAGCUAAAUGGGUCAGGUUAGCUAACAGUUUAGAGGCUAAAACAAACAAUGUUUGGGGUUAGUAGCUAAAUGGGUCAGGUUAGCUAACAGUUUAGAGGCUAAAACAAACAAUGUUUGGGGUUAGUAGCUAAAUGGGUCAGGUUAGCUAACAGUUUAGAGGCUAAAACAAACAAUGUUUGGGGUUAGUAGCUAAAUGGGUCAGGUUAGCUAACAGUUUAGAGGCUAAAACAAACAAUGUUUGGGGUUAGUAGCUAAAUGGGUCAGGUUAGCUAGCCAUUUGGUAUUGCAGCUAAACCAGAUUAGGUCAGGUUAGCUAACAGCUCAGAUUAGCAGGUAAGAGAUUGUAACAGGUUGGCUAAGAGUUAGCACGUGGCAAAAUUAGCUGUUCAGCUCAAAGAGUGUGGUCUAGCUUUUUGAUCCUGGUUUAAUCUUUCCUUCAAGUAGAAGUUAAACGUCUUUCAUGAAGUAAACCCUAAGUAGUUGCAGACAAACAUUUCUGUCUUUUCUUGCCUGAACGAGUUCAAGAGUAAGUAAAGUUCAGAGUGUAAACUGCUGCGGGACACAUCAGCCUGACGGAAACUCUUCAAAGACCUUUUGGACGUGAAAGUAGAAACGCAUUUAAGGAUUAACUUUAGGUUCAUGUUGGCGGUUGAUGCCCCACCGUUCUUCUGUCCCGCCACAUCCCCGCUCAGCAGAACCACACGUGUUAGAAACGAACGAGCGAAAAACGGCUACGGAAAGAAAGAAAGAAAUGCUUUGAAAAGCCGACAGCAAUACGAAGUCGUGACUUCUUGGCCAGUGUAGCUAAAAAAAAAUAAAAAAUCAAACCGUGGCUGAAGAGUGAUAUGACUGUUGCCAUUUAGCACAUCCCCCCUUUUCAUACGCCAGUGAUUCACACUAGACGACCUUAGAGGUGAUAUAUUUUAGGUCUGUAUGUUAGAUUAAAAAGCUGAGUCCCAACAGUACAGUAGCAUCUUAAACUACAUAAAUACAGUAAAUAAAUUCGAGGAGGUUGUUCAUUUCUUUGACGUUUCCACUGCCUUCUGACAAAAAGAUGUGUACUUUUGUUUGUUUGUCUCUUUGUUUGUUUAUGGGGAUGUUGCGUAACAAAAAGAGUUUAAAAAAAAAAAAAGGACUUAUUCCAAAAAUCAUCUAACAAGAGAUUAUGUAUAUCAAAGGAUUUUGAGAAAAUAAAAAUAAAAAAAAGCUCUAUUAUAGAUAGUCUAUCCCAGACAGUUUUAACACAAGAUUGAUACUUUACAGAUUAUAGGCCUAUGAGGUAUAUAAAAAAAUAAAA
This is a messenger RNA of Siniperca chuatsi (mandarin fish), 3920 nucleotides long. It is a transcript of the gene nrn1a, whose product is annotated as neuritin 1a. Lineage: Eukaryota; Metazoa; Chordata; Actinopteri; Centrarchiformes; Sinipercidae. The coding region runs from base 186 to 617 and encodes 143 amino acids. The record is from RefSeq and is a predicted model, not a curated record. Gene Ontology annotation, biological process: nervous system development; neuron projection extension. Gene Ontology annotation, cellular component: plasma membrane. The transcript is spliced from 3 exons.